CUCAAUUAAUAUUUAGACAUGGCGCGCCUUACUAAGAUCCCGCAAGUGUUAAAUUUUUUCAUAUAUUUUUGUAUAUUAUUAUGUUCUUUUACCAAAUUAGCAAGUGCAAAUGUUGAAUUAGAUGAAGACAACUGGAGACAGAUCCUCGAAGGGGAAUGGAUGGUUGAAUUCUAUGCUCCCUGGUGUCCAGCGUGUAAUGCCCUCGCUCCAGCAUGGAAGGAGCUCUCAUCUCAAGCCAAGGCAAGGAACCUUGAGAUGAACACAGCAGCGGUGGAUGUCACCAAGUCACCCGGUCUUAGCGGGAGAUUUGUUGUCACCGCUCUCCCGACUAUCUUCCAUGUUAAGGAAGGCGUAUUCCGUCAAUACAAAGGGCCUAGAGACGCUCUGUCUAUGGUGUCGUACGUGGAGCGCGCGGGCUGGCGGCAGACGGAGCCCGAGCCCUCGUGGAGGGCCCCGCAUUCAUUCCAAAUGGGUCUCGUAGCGCACUUCUUCAAACUCAGCCAGGGAUUACGGGGUGUUCACAACACUCUGAUGGAGACAUAUGGCCUGCCUACUUGGGGGUCCUAUCUGAUAUUUGCUAUCGCUACCAUCUUCAUCGGAGCCCUGUUAGGAUUGAUGUUGGUGUGUGUCAUUGACCUGCUGUAUCCCCCGAGGAGGUCGGACAAGGAACUGGUCACCGAGAAAGAGGUGGAGAGGAGGAAACAGUUAGAGAAAAAAGUCUUGGAGGACGAACAGGAGUUGAUCAACGAUGACAUUGUUGACGAUGCCGAGAUUAAAGACAGUGAUGCUGAGAGGAACUCGCCUGCUGAUACGUCUGAAGACGACAAAGACCGGCCAGGUGCUGGAGACGAGAAGGUGACGAAAGAGGUGCGGCGAAGGAAGAUCAGGAAAGAUUAGGAGGUUCCCGCGACCGCUGGCAGGGACAUACAUACAUACAUGCUCAAAUAACAACAACAGCUCUAACGGAGACCUGAACAGUCAUUAUACAGAGAUUAAAUAACACUAUUAAUAAAAAAUAUAUGUCAAUGUAUGUCGGUCCUACUGUUACAAUAUAUCACAAACUAAUAAUCUAGAGUCUAGACCGGAAAAAAAGACUAGAUUUUUAUUUAAAAAAAAAAAUACGUAAUCCUAUAAAAGUAUGGACGAUUGAUCCAAUCGGUUCAAACUAACUCACUAGUAACUAACCGCACUCGGCUUCGACUGUUACUUAACUGUAAUAUAUAUAUUAGUUAUAAUUUUUUUCAUUUCAGUUGUGAAAAUGUCAAGUGCGAAAAUGAAGUUAACUUUGUCUGUAGUUGACGGCAUUCCUUUGAAGGGUUUUUGAAUAUUGCUUAUGUAACAGACAGCUCGUAUUGAAAAAAAUAUUAAUAUAUAUAUAUAAUUUUUUCAAUAUGUCCUGUCUGUCGGAAUGUACAGACCUGUAUUUGAAUGUGUCCCACGCGCCCAGCUGGAGGGGGGCGCAACGCUUGUAUUGUCUUACUCACACGUUAGCUCGCUAAUAAAAUAUUUAAAUUA
Molecule: messenger RNA, 1515 nt
Organism: Danaus plexippus (monarch butterfly)
Lineage: Eukaryota; Metazoa; Arthropoda; Insecta; Lepidoptera; Nymphalidae
Product: thioredoxin-related transmembrane protein 1-like
Exons: 7
Coding region: 19-897 (292 amino acids)
Source: RefSeq, a predicted model, not a curated record